Vitis vinifera (wine grape) is the source of this 1123-nucleotide messenger RNA. RefSeq names its product peroxidase 24. Gene Ontology annotation, cellular component: plant-type cell wall; plasmodesma. Lineage: Eukaryota; Viridiplantae; Streptophyta; Magnoliopsida; Vitales; Vitaceae. Gene Ontology annotation, biological process: response to oxidative stress; hydrogen peroxide catabolic process. The transcript is spliced from 4 exons. The coding region runs from base 1 to 987 and encodes 328 amino acids. Gene Ontology annotation, molecular function: peroxidase activity; heme binding. The record is from RefSeq and is a predicted model, not a curated record.
AUGAGGUCAGCUAGAGAAUGCCUUCUCAUUCUCUUGGUUUCUCUUCUUGUAUUUGGAGUGGUUCGAAUUUGCAAUGCAGAUGGGUUGAGGAAGAACUUCUAUAAGCAGACCUCAUGUCCACAAGCUGAGAAUGUUGUAAGGAACCUUACAAGGAUCAAGGUUCAAGCUAACCCUGCUCUGGCUGCUAAACUGAUUAGAAUGCAGUUCCAUGACUGCUUUGUUAGGGGGUGUGAUGCAUCUAUACUAUUGGAUAGAGUCGGUACUGAUCAGACUGAGAAGGAUGCAAGACCCAAUCUUUCACUCUCAGGUUACGAUGAAAUCAAUGAUAUAAAGUCCAAACUUGAGCAGGCUUGCCCAGGAGUGGUUUCCUGUGCUGAUAUUCUCGCCUUGGCUGCUCGUGAUGCUGUCUCCUUCCCAUCCCGAACCCCCUUGUGGGAUGUUCUUACUGGAAGAAGAGAUGGAAACGUUUCUCUAGCCUCUGAAGUCAAUGGAAACAUACCUUCACCCUUCUCAGACUUCUCCACUCUCAAACAACUAUUCGUCAAGAAAGGUCUUAAUGUCAACGAUCUAGUGGCACUCUCAGGCGCACACACCAUUGGGUUUGCCCACUGCGGCACUUUCUCGAGGAGGCUCUACAACUUCACAGGCAAAGGCGAUGCAGACCCUUCACUGAAUGCAACCUACAUUGAAUCACUCAAGGCACAGUGUCCAAAUCCAGCCAACGCCCAAACAACCGUGGAGAUGGAUCCUCAGAGUUCAGGCUCGUUUGACAGUAGUUAUUUCAAUAUCCUUGUCCAGAAUAAGGGUCUCUUCCAAUCCGAUGCUGCAUUACUCACAGACAAGGCUUCCAGCAAGACAGUGCAACAGCUGCGAAAACCCAGGGCUUUCUUGGACGAGUUUGGUAAGUCCAUGAAGAAGAUGGCGGCUAUAGGAGUGCUUACGGGAAAGGCUGGAGAGAUUAGGAAACAGUGUGGGGUAGUAAAUUAAUAUUAAGUUUGAUUGCUAGAUCUUGAAUCAUUUAAGGUUUAAUGGUACCUUCAUCUGAAGGAUGAUGAAUAAUAUCCAUGUAUUGUAAUUUUUUUAUAUUGUUGAUCAGAAAUAGAAAUAAGUCAUGUCCAUUCUA